AUGUUAUUUCUUCCACUAUUGAUAUGGGACUUGGCCUCCGGGACUCUAAAGCUGUCCCUUACGGGACACAUCUCGCACGUGCGCGGCUUGGCGGUUAGUGACAGGCAUCCCUACAUGUUUUCUGCUGGGGAAGACAAACAGGUCAAAUGUUGGGACCUUGAGUGUAAUAAAGUUAUACGACACUAUCACGGUCACCUGCUCGCUGUGUACGACGUUUGCAUCCAUCCUACCCUCAAUAUAAUAGUGACGGCCUCUCGUGAUGCCACUUGCAGGGUUUGGGAUAUGAGAACGAAGGCCUGCGUCCACGUGCUUACAGGGCAUAACGAUGCUGUUUUAAAAGUUGAGGUUCAAGCUGUGAAUCCACAAGUAAUUACGGGCAGCAUGGAUAGCACCGUGAAGUUUUGGGAUCUCGCUAUGGGAAAGGCUAUAACUACGCUGACCAAUCAUAAGAAGUCUGUAAGAGCUCUCCAAUUGCACCCAUCCGAAUUUACUUUUUUGUCCGGCUCAGCCGAUAAUAUAAAGAAGUGGAAGUUUCCACGUGGAGAUUUUCUUAUGAAUAUGGACAAAAGCAACAGUAUAGUCAACACGCUUUCUAUCAACGACGACAACGUCCUUGUGGCCGGAGCUGAUAAUGGCUUCAUGCAUUUUUAUGACUAUAAAACUGGUUAUAAAUUUCAAGAGUUCCGCACCCCGCCGCAGUCCGGCUCGUUGGAGAGCGAAGCGGGCAUAUACGCCUUGUCUUUUGAUCAAUCGGGCUCUCGUCUUGUUACUUGUGAAGCGGACAAAACGAUCAAAAUGUACAAAGAAGAUGAUAAUUCGACGGAACAAACCCAUCCAAUUCAUUGGAAGCCGCAACUAAAACGUGAACGAUAUUGAAAAUCUCGAAAUUGGGCGAUUUAAUAAAGUGUU
Molecule: messenger RNA, 909 nt
Organism: Zophobas morio
Lineage: Eukaryota; Metazoa; Arthropoda; Insecta; Coleoptera; Tenebrionidae
Exons: 9
Coding region: 1-876 (291 amino acids)
Biological process (GO): mRNA splicing, via spliceosome
Cellular component (GO): catalytic step 2 spliceosome; Prp19 complex; precatalytic spliceosome
Molecular function (GO): protein binding
Source: RefSeq, a predicted model, not a curated record